Molecule: messenger RNA, 3300 nt
Organism: Aureobasidium uvarum
Lineage: Eukaryota; Fungi; Ascomycota; Dothideomycetes; Dothideales; Saccotheciaceae
Source: the annotation of a GenBank genome assembly
AUGUCGCGACUGUUCAAGCGUGGCCGCACGCCAUCGGAUGCCUCGUCGCAUCAGCAGCGUCUGCCCUUCUCCAAUGACGAGCUCCAGCAGGAAGACGCCGACGCCCAGGACACGGCUGCACGCUCUACUGGCCACAGAGCAAGAGCUCGCUCAAUCACUUCGGCCUCGGCUCUGUCGUCCUCGUACAAGACUCCCAGCAGAUCCUACAUUCACCAUGCUGCCCACGGCUUCCAAGGCGUGCGCGAACAGACGGCCGAACUCUCUUCCUCCUUCUUAGGCGACUCGGAUGCUCAGCGACCGUCGCAACCCCCGAACCGCCAAUCGCAGGACUCAUCCGCCCAUCGCAGAAGCUUCGAUUCGACUUCAUCUCCCAGACAAUCGCUCGAGAUCGCCCACCACAGAAAGAGUGUCGAUUCAGAGAGAUCCUUGGGUGACGAUGAACGGCCACACAAAGGACUCACACGCCCGGAGGUCAUCCAGGAGCAAUCCGAGCCCGUCUCGCCAGAAGUCUCUUCCUCCAACCUGCCCGAGAUGCUUUGGCAGCAGGACGAUGGCCAACUACGCCCGCGCCCUCGCCCUUACAGCGACGUACCGAGCCUGAUUGUUAGUGAAGCUGGCGAAGAUGACGCUGACGAGGAGACACCACUCUUUGGAAGGUCGUCAUCAAGACGGGCAUCGGCCUACAAGACCCUGGACGGCGCUGAGGAUGAGGAUGAGCCUGACAUUGAGAGCCAAAGACUGCCGCGAGUCAAGUCGUGGCAGAAGCUACAACACGCCUAUCCCUCGCUACGGAAGGUGGCGGCCGAUGGUUACCGCGUCGCGACGCACCCCAAGGAGUGGGACAUGCAGCAAGUCUUCAAGACAGUUGUCGUCAAACCCGCGCUGGUCAUGCCCUCGGUCUUUCUCGGUGUCCUUCUCAACCUCCUGGAUGCCCUGUCUUAUGGAAUCAUUCUUUUCCCCCUUGGCGAGGAGGUCUUUUCCAGCAUGGGUGCUGAUGGUGUCUCCAUGUUCUACGUUAGUUGCAUUACUGCUCAAUUGACCUACUCCAGCGGGAGCAUCUUCAGCGGAGGCGUUGGUUCUGAGAUGAUCGAAGUCGUCCCUUUCUUCCACAAGAUGACCUACAUGAUCAUGGGACGCAUGGGAACUGGUAACCCGGAUGCUCUGAGAGCCACCGUCAUCACCUCUUAUGCAAUGAGCUCGAUUCUUACUGGCAUGGUCUUUCUUGGUCUUGGAGCUGCCAAGUUGGGUACGCUCGUCAACUUCUUCCCUCACAGUAUCCUUACUGGCUGUAUCGGAGGUGUUGGUAUUUUCCUGUUUGUCACUGGUAUUGAAGUUUCGGCAAGACUUGAUGGCAACCUGGAGUUCACUUCUGCCGUCCUUCACAAGCUCUUCCAGGCAGACACCAUCGUACUUUGGCUGCCUCCUCUUUUCCUGGCUAUUCUUCUGUUGACCGUCAAGCAUUACUACGACCGACCCUGGCUUGUCCCCGCAUACUACAUUGCCAUCACUGCUAUUUUCUACAUUGUUGUCGCUGCAGUCCCCAACCUUGGCAUGGAAACUUUGCGCCGUAAAGGCUGGGUCUUUGAUGCGCCGCAAGCCGGUCUGCCAUUCUACAAUUUCUACAGCCACUACAAGUUCCAUCUUGUGGACUGGAACGCAAUUUGGAUGACGGUGCCUACUCAGUUCGCCCUCACCUUCUUCGGCAUCUUGCACGUUCCCAUUAACGUGCCCAAUCUGGCUAUUGUUGUGCAAGAAGACAACGUUAGCGUCAACAGAGAGCUAAUCAUGCAUGGUAUUUCGAACACUCUGUCCGGAUGUGUUGGUAGUAUUCAGAACUACCUGGCUUUUGUCAACAGUGUACUCUUCAUCGAAACUGGAGGCAACAGCCGUCUUGCUGGGUACUUGUUGACUUUGGCCACUUUCGGUCUCCUUGUUGCUGGCCCUGUCGUCAUCGGUUAUGUGCCGGUCAUGGUCGUCGGUACCUUGAUUUAUAUGCUUGGAAUCGAUCUUGCGCAAGAAGCAAUUUGGGCCACCUAUGGAAGACUACACCGUCUGGAGUAUGCCACCAUCGUCAUCAUCUCGUUGGUAAUGGGUGCCUAUGACUUCGUUGUCGGUAUCGCUGUGGGUAUCGGUCUCGCUUGUUUGGUAUACGUUGUGCAGACAUCACGCAAGACCGUCAUUCGCGCCGAGUUCUCUGGUGCUGUGGCCGAGUCGACUGUACGCCGUCAUCCCCGCCAACGUGAAUAUCUCCACAAGGUCGGUCCUCAGAUCCGGGUGGUCAAGCUAGGUGGUUAUCUCUUCUUCGGCAGUAUUGUCAAGGUAGAGAAGAAGGUCAGAGCCCUGAUAGAAGCAGAGGCUUUCGCCGCAGAACCGAUCCGCUACCUCAUCCUGGACUUUUCUCACGUCGCCGGUAUCGACUUUUCGGCAGCCGAGGCCUUCAACCGAAUGAACCGUAUUCUACAUCGUCGCGAUGUAACGCUAGCCUUAGCAGGUGUAAGCAUCGAAGGUGAAAUUGGCAGGAGUCUGCAGAUGGUUGGCCUCUUCGAAGAUCCCGUAGAAGACUCGACCAUCCCACCACCAAAGGUCUUUGAAAAUCUCAACGGUGCGCUCGAAGCCUGUGAGAACGAGAUGCUGGUCAUUCUAUCCGACAAGCAACGUAUUGAAGCUCAGAAUCAGCAAAAGGAAGCUUCAGCCGAGAACAUCGACAUCCCUUCGUCUCUAACCAUCCAGACGCCUGCGUCGCUAGAUAUGAAUGUUGGUUCACCUCGACGUGACUUCCUACACCAGGCUGCCACGACGACUCUGGCAUCCAAUUGUGGACCCAACGGCGACAGCAACCGCUGGAAGCACUUUAAGCAACCGCUGCCACUGAUCCUGCAAUCCUUCCAGGGUCUGACAACACGCAACGAAGACUUCUGGUUCCGCGCCGUUUCCUACUUCGAGCCCCGCAGCUACCCAGCAGGCAAGAUCCUCUACUCACGCGGCGACAAGCCCGAUGGUUUCUAUCUUCUCCAAUCCGGCAUCUUGCGCGCAGAGUAUGACCUUGACCAAGGAAAUUACCACGAAAGUAUUGUCUCUGGCACGACAUGCGGCGAGCUGCCUUUCUUCUCCGAGACCGCACGGACGAGUACUGUGAUGGCGGAGAUGGACUGCGUGGCUUGGUUGCUGACGCUAGAGGCUUGGGAGAGGAUGCAAGAGAAAGAGCCUGAAGUGGCCAAGGAGAUGUUGAAGGUUGGCAUGAAGUUGAGUGCCGAGAGGAUGAACGCUAUUACUUCAUACGUUCUUAUCACGGCCAGUUGA